Messenger RNA from Ctenopharyngodon idella (grass carp), 5140 nucleotides. Its product is annotated as potassium voltage-gated channel subfamily A member 10. Gene Ontology annotation, cellular component: membrane; voltage-gated potassium channel complex. The transcript is spliced from 2 exons. NCBI's taxonomy places the organism in Eukaryota, Metazoa, Chordata, Actinopteri, Cypriniformes, Xenocyprididae. Gene Ontology annotation, molecular function: delayed rectifier potassium channel activity; protein binding. The coding region runs from base 719 to 2401 and encodes 560 amino acids. The record is from RefSeq and is a predicted model, not a curated record. Gene Ontology annotation, biological process: protein homooligomerization; potassium ion transmembrane transport.
CUUACGAGUGUGAGUGAGAGUAAUUGUGAUUCUGUGAGUGCGUGUAUGUGUGUGCGUGCUCUCGCGCCCUGGAGAUGUUGCUCUGUUUGCUUACUCUGCAGGAGCACAAGUCCCGCCGUCCUUUACUCAGCGCUGUUUGCCCCGCAGAGCUCUUGCCGGCUCCAGCACUGUGGGUUCCUCCUCUGACACCCCAACACUUUGGCACCCGAGUAGAGACAGACAGAAAGCGAGAGAUACGCACACAGAAAGGAGAACCUGGUCUAAGGUUUAAAGCCAAGCCAGAUGCGAAAGGUAAGGUGUGUGUGUGUGAGCUCGUGCGUCUCCCUGAUGGCAGCCGUGGGUCUCAAGUUACUCAGGAGGCAUAAGAUUACUGAAAGAGAGCGAGCUUAAACAGAACACAAGGGUGUGCAGAAAUCUGAUUGCAAUGCAGGCUGAGAAGAGGAGCAAGGCUAGAGAGGGACAGAGGCAAAAAGAGGAGCCCCACUCAUCCUGGAUCAGAGUGCUCACAGAAGGACCGUCCUACCCCAGAGGUUCUUCCUGAUCAGGUGACACUAUCUUGGGAUUCGGCUCUCUGCUGCAGAACCAGCCUGAAUCUUCCCUGAUCUCUUCGCACUUUGAGGUGCACAGUGGGCUGGCUGGCCUGUGCUUUUGGCUGCUUGUCUGUCAUUUCAUCCUGGGUUAGGAGCCUGAGCUCAGCCCCAGGGAGGGGAGGGAGGCCAUGGAGGUUCCUCUAGUCAACUUUGAGAACCUAGACGACAUCGGAAUCAACCUGGGAGACCCGAGCGACUCGGGAUAUCCGACCUCACCCACCUCAGAUGCCCCGGAACCAAAACAGGGGACCUGUGGCAUAAAUUCACCCACACACUCACCUCAGAGAGGAAGACGUCCAAGGCACACACCAGCCUCUCCACCAACACUCAGCAAGAAAGGAACUUCAAGCUGCAACAGUCUGAUCUCCAACUGGAAGGUUCUGAUGAGCAGCGAGGGAAGUCCCAAUGAGGCUCUCCUAGGAAAAGUAGCCAAGGAUUGUAGCGAGGACUACUUUGCAGAAAAGGAGAAACUCGAAGAGGGCGAACAAAAAGUGGUUAUCAAUGUCUCAGGGAUGAUGUACGAGACAACACUCAAAACUUUGAAUCAGUUCCCAGAUACCUUGCUGGGAGACCCCAUGAGAAGGAUUGACUACUUUGACCCCAUGAGGAACGAAUAUUUCUUUGAUCGCAACCGCCCGAGCUUCGAUGGAAUCUUGUAUUUUUAUCAGUCCGGAGGUAAGAUUCGGAGGCCAGCAAACGUGCCAUUGGAUGUGUUUGCGGAUGAGAUAGUGUUUUAUCGACUGGGGCAUGAGGUCAUGGAACAGUUCAGGGAAGAUGAAGGUUUCAUCAAAGACCCUGAGCCUCAACUCCCAACCAGUGAGAUUCACCGUCAAUUUUGGCUGCUCUUUGAGUACCCAGAGAGCUCCAGCGCUGCCAGGUCAGUGGCCUUAGUGUCUGUUUUUGUCAUCACUAUAUCUAUUUGUAUCUUCUGCCUGGAGACGCUCCCAGAGUUCCGCGAUGAACGUGAAUUUUUACCUGCGUUUGUCAACUUAACCCGUGACGCCAAUGGCACGCUCCUGUCCCCUACUCCUCAUCCUAAGGCCUUGGCCUCUGUCUUUACUGACCCCUUCUUUGUGGUGGAGACUAUCUGUAUCAUUUGGUUCUGUUUUGAGCUUGGGGUACGCUUCGUGGUGUGCCCCAGCAAAAGUGAUUUUUUCAGCAAUAUCAUGAACGUCAUUGACAUUGUGUCCAUUAUGCCCUACUUCAUUACCGUCAUAACGGAACUGAUGGCCACCCAUGGAGAAGACCCCACCGCCGGCCAGAACAUGUCUCUGGCCACGCUACGGGUCAUCCGAUUAGUGCGUGUCUUCAGGAUCUUCAAGCUGUCCCGCCAUUCCAAGGGCCUCCAGAUUCUAGGCCAAACCCUGAAGGCCAGCAUGAGGGAGCUGGGCUUGCUUAUUUUCUUUCUCUUCAUUGGCGUCAUCCUCUUCUCCAGUGCCAUUUUCUUUGCUGAGGUUGAUGAACCUGAUACUCAGUUUGUGAGCAUCCCAGAAGGAUUCUGGUGGGCUGUGGUCACCAUGACGACGGUCGGCUACGGUGACAUGUGCCCUAUCACAUUGGGGGGGAAAAUGGUUGGGAUCCUCUGUGCCAUUGCUGGUGUGCUGACCAUUGCACUUCCCGUUCCCGUCAUCGUCUCCAACUUCAACUAUUUCUACCAUCGUGAAACGGAGCAGGCGGACAAAAUCAUGAUUGACGCUGCUGCUGAGGCUGCUGCAAAUCAAAAAAGCAGCGCUGAGGAGAAGUAUGAAAGCAAUUACUCGCUGGACAAGAGCAAUGGGAAUUGGCAGACAGGAAAAAAUGGCAUUCCAUAAGGAUUGGUAUAUUUCACAUGACUAGCAAUAAUGACUGUACAACAAUGCACUUAGAAACUCUCAGUUUUAUGGUUUCACAACUGCUUAAGAGUUCUACAUAUAUACCUAAUGCUAUGCAUAUACCAACAGUACCUUUGCAGAAUGUGCUGUUUCAAUGGGAGAACUCGAACAGGAUGCUGUUUUAGCCAAAGGCUACUAAAAACACAAAUGGAUGACUAUAAAACCUCAGAAGCACUAUCUACAAAAAGGAAGCAAAAAAUAUUGUAAGGAACAUCCCUUUAAGGCUUUACUGUAAUACAAACUGAAAUGCACUGAACUGAAAAAGGAAUAUGAAUCACAGAAGACAAAAAAAAAAUACUCGUCAUCAUUUACGAGGCAAACGGCUGCGUUUGACUGAGGUCAAAACAAGCAUUUAAUUAAUCGCGAUUAAGUGCCUGUGUUGCCGAGUCCCUCAAAUUAAUGCCGAGGAAUCAUGAAUCUGCACUCUGAGCAUCCACCCAGCACCACCUUUUGCUGAUGUUGUCGUUCCUUUAGAGUUUUGCACUGACAUCACCUUUCGUAACUGCUGCUUGUGAGAGAAAAAGCUUAUGCCAAACUGUUAUCCAUCUCUCAAUGUCACCGAAUGUCUCCUCUUAACACCCCUGGUAGUUGUCAUUCAUAAUCAGGUCUGUUUUGAAUUUAAAUACAGUAUCUUACGCAUGCAAGUAUGUUAUAUUUGGAUGACCCACCGUGCUGUGGCAGCAUCUGCUUGCUGCUCGUCCCACAUUUCCUCUGGUGUUUCUAUUUUUGUCAGUAUACACACAGAACGAGACACUAACUCUAUCUUUAGGGUGAGAUUUUUUUUUUUUUUUUUUUUUUUUAAAUCUUUCUAUGCUGACUUAAAGUUUUUGUACAUACCUUUUCUUGGCAAUUUCAUAUCAUAUCUUGUCUCUUGUUUGACCGAAUCUAUAUGAAAGCAUUGAUGAUAGCAGUAGGGUACACAGCACUUAUUCCUUUAACUAAAGGCUUUAUUGACCUACUAUCAGCCUUACUUGUUAUGCACAUCGAUAUGUAUGGCUGGAAAACGCACAAGAAUUUAAGCAUGAAUUUAUAUGGGUUAGACACUAAAACGAUACUUGAUGGUCAAACGGAGUACACAUAAAGAAGCUUUAAUUUAGGUUGGUUCUGCUGUUGGAGGCAACAAGUGUUAUUUAAGAACAGAUUUCAAUUGUAUCACACUAAUUUAAGGUGAGUUGACAAGUCAUUAAGGCAGGGAGCAUGAUCGCACAGUGCAUGUACUGUAUAGUGAAACCAAUGAGCGAUUAGCCACUACUAAAAGAUGGAAAAGAUUGCAGUGAAUAUAUCAUCCAGCCUAAAGACUUACUUGUAAAUGUUUGCAACAUCAGGACUUACACAAUGUAACAAAUUUAUAUUAUGAACAGAACAGGAAGAAUCAUUAUCUUACAAGCAUAUUAGUAACAUUCAUAGCUACAUGAAAACAAUUACACAAAGUUUUUGUCAUGCUAAUAAGCAUAUGUCUGUCUUUGCCCAUGAUUGCAAUAGAUUUUUACUUAUGAGAUAUUAUUGUCUUUCAUAAGAGUACAAUUUCUGUCUUUGGAGUAAGAGUUAGAUCUGUUACGCUCAUCACAACAACUCUUUUAAUUUUUUUAGUGAUUACACUAUGCCUAUAGAAAUCUGUGCUCCAUAACUUGAUGUUUCUUUAUUGCAGGAAUUCGCUUUUAUGAGGAUAUAUUUCCUGCUUUAUUCGCAUAAAACAUAUUGCACAUUUGCAUGUUUUUGUAAAAAGCAAAGUUGAAAAAUACAGAGAACAAAUGUUUGUUUCCAAAGCAAAUUUUUGAUUGUAGCAUUUCAGCACUGACUAAAGCAAAGCAAUACAGCACUUUUCAGGGAAGCUUGAAAAUUAAACUUAUGCCAGCAGUUAACAAUGCAUUUUUCAGAUACUUAUAAUUGCAAUAUAGAACUUAAAAUGCUUAAAAUGCAAUAUAGAACUUAAAAAACUUUUUAUCAUGCUGUUGUAAAAAAGAUGCAUGAAAACACUGAGAUUCAUGAAUUUGAUAAAAUGAUCAUGCUUUGAAUAGAGGUAUUGAAAUAUGACAUUUAAAUCAACCCUCCAUUGUGUCAAUGGAAAAAAACGUAAGUAUAUUCCCUUAAGCAUGCAUUUUAUGUCACAGUAUGGCAAAAUAUCAAUAGUAAUAUUGAAAGUCAUUGUUCGAUAAAUCCUGAGAGUUCUAUUUAGAUUUUAUACAAUUAUCCCACCGACGAAGGUGAUAAUGCCAGUGUUAUGCGGUCAUUAUGGCAUUUAGCAUCUCAUGAAUGUAUGUAUGCUAUGGCUGUAUGAUAUAUUUUGAUUGUUUAAGCACUAUAUUUUAUUCAUGAUAUUCUGAGUGCCUUUUAUUAAAUAUAUAUUAAAUGUAAUGGCUCCAUCUUUGUGUGAUUUAACAGGGACUCAUUGUGUGAUCCUCAUUGUAUGAUUAUGUGUCGACACAACACAAAAUCAAAUAUGUUUAUCAUACAAAACUACACAAAAAGUAAUCAAACAUUAAAGACAGAAAAAUUGGUGCCCUCAGCUACACAUGCACUGCUUUUUUUUUUAAACAAAAAUCUGGAUUACAGUCGGCACACUGAAUAAAGAUUUGUACUAAAAAGCUGAAAACAUUCUCCUGUUUUCAAUGCAUAGCACUUUUUUCACUUUUGAAGUGUAAAAAAAAAAAAAAAAAACACUUAUGGGAUAUAUAUAAA